This is a messenger RNA of Cucumis sativus (cucumber), 2319 nucleotides long. Its product is annotated as NADPH:adrenodoxin oxidoreductase, mitochondrial. Lineage: Eukaryota; Viridiplantae; Streptophyta; Magnoliopsida; Cucurbitales; Cucurbitaceae. The record is from RefSeq and is a predicted model, not a curated record. The coding region runs from base 264 to 1724 and encodes 486 amino acids. The transcript has 13 exons. Gene Ontology annotation, molecular function: oxidoreductase activity.
UUAUAUAAUCGUUGCCCAACACUCAAUGGACGAAGUUUAUUAUUUUUAAGAAGAAGUGAAACCGGGAACUACAUGGAAACUUGUCGUAGUAUCAGUUUCCAUUCAAUUCUUAACGCAAAUGGAGAUUCAGAACAAAUAUGUGGCAUUAAAUCUCUUGAUUUAGUGUUUUCAACCUUAUAAUUCGAUCAAUUUCGUUUUGGUGCAGCGAAAUGCAAUCCUAGAUUGUUCGUAUUAUAGAGCUUUAAAGUUUAUUGAUACUGGCAAUGGCAUUAUCCAGAGCUAGGGCAUUAUUUUGUAGAAGUUUUUCAACUUUUGCUUCUCAUCCUACUCAUAUUUGCGUUGUUGGGAGUGGACCUGCUGGUUUUUACACUGCUGAGAAGUUGUUGAAGGCGCUUCCCAAUGCUCAAGUUGAUAUAAUUGAUCGUUUGCCAACCCCUUUCGGUCUAGUGCGCUCCGGUGUGGCACCCGAUCACCCUGAAACAAAGAUUGUGGUUAAUCAAUUUACGCGGGUUGCACAACAUCAAAGGUGUUCAUUCUUUGGUAAUAUCAAGCUUGGAUCUUCCAUUUCAUUGUUGGAUCUCCGUGAGCUGUAUCACACGGUUGUGCUAGCAUAUGGAGCAGAAAGUGAUAGAAGUCUCAAGAUUCCUGGAGAAGAUUUGUGUGGGAUACAGUCAGCCAGAGAAUUUGUUUGGUGGUACAAUGGGCACCCAGAUUGCAGAAACCUAAAUCCUGGUUUAAAGGCCACUGAUACAGCUGUAAUCCUUGGCCAGGGAAAUGUAGCUUUAGAUGUUGCACGCAUCCUUUUACGGCCAACAUCAGAAUUGGCAUCUACAGAUAUUGCUAGUCAUGCAUUGGAGGCUUUGCAGGAGAGCUCUAUAAGGAAAGUUCUUUUGGUUGGAAGACGUGGACCAGUGCAGGCAGCUUGUACUGCCAAAGAGUUACGUGAAGUUCUUGGUAUUAAGAACUUGCACAUUCACAUACAGGAAGCCGAUCUUCUCAAGAGCCCAACAGAUGAGGAAGAGGUGAAAAACAGUCGAAUACAGAGGCGAGUUUAUGAGUUGCUUGCUAAGGCUGCUGCUUCUGGACCUCCCCAUUCUGGUACAGGUCUACGUGAACUGCAUUUUGUUUUCUUUCGCAAACCUGAGGAGUUUCUGAGUUCAGUAGACAAAAAAGACCAUGUUGCUGGUGUUCGAUUUGAGAAGACAGUUCUUGAAGGUUCUAGCCCUGGAAAGCAGAUAGCUAGAGGUACUGGGGAGUUUGAAGACCUUGACUGCCAGAUGGUGCUAAAGAGUAUAGGUUACAAAUCAGUGCCUAUCGAUGGUUUGCCCUUUGAUCACCAAAAAGGAAUUGUACCCAACAUUAGUGGUCGAGUUGUAAGCAAUGUUUCUGGAGAUGCUAUCCAGCUUGAGGAAGGAUUGUAUGUAUGUGGGUGGUUGAAGAGAGGACCAAGUGGAAUUAUUGCAACAAAUCUCUAUUGUGCUGAAGAAACCGUUGCCAGCAUAUGUGAAGACCUUGAUAAAACAGCAUCAGAGUCCUUUUUUAGCUCACCAAAGCCUGGGAGAGAAGGUCUCAUACGUGCAUUAGACGAUCAAAAUGUAAGAUAUGUACCGUUUAGCGCUUGGGAAAAGAUAGACUCUGUAGAAAAGAGGCUUGGAAGUCUGGAGAACAAACCCAGGGAGAAGUUAACCACUUGGGAAGAGCUACUGAAGGUGGCCAUGGAAUGAGUAUAUCUGAUGAUUAAAGCUCAUUCUAUUCUAUUCCUCAUUUCUUUUCCAAAUAAUGGAAUCAUCUUCACAAAAGAUUCCAAAUCUUACUUAGCCAUUCCGCUUCCUCGUUUCACUUCUACUUUAGAGACAACAUAUUUUAUCGCUCUCACAUUCGAGCAUAGAGCUAUUUCCUUUUAUACCUUGCUUUCAUAUCCUAACAUUGAAGACGCUAACGAGUAGUCGGUUUUGGUCGAAGUGUCGGUUUCUUUGGCUAGUAUGCAAGAUAGAAUCAGCUUCCAUUGAAGAGGUCAAUAAUAAAAGUGGCUAUACAUUCUUUUUUUUUAGGAGCUAGAGAGAGGAUGGCAGGAGACACUUGAACUGAGCCCAAAGUCCACUUCUUGGUUUCACUGGGAAGUGCAAAUCAUCUUACCCUCUAACUUUCUCCACUUAUUUAUUCAUUUUGGAGAAGAUUUUGGCUAGUCGACAUGUCGUAUUUUGAUUGGUUUGGAGGAUAAACGGUAGCUGACAUUGGAAAUUUUCACUUGGUUUAUAAAAUGAUCAGAUUAUGAAGUAAGCAUUUUUUAGAAUCAAAUUAUUUUAAUUUUGGGAUGCA